This is a messenger RNA of Punica granatum (pomegranate), 1857 nucleotides long. Lineage: Eukaryota; Viridiplantae; Streptophyta; Magnoliopsida; Myrtales; Lythraceae. The record is from RefSeq and is a predicted model, not a curated record.
UCGUCCAACGAACUCUCCCUCUGUCUUCCCCUGUCUUCCUUUACUCACAGUUGAAUCACUCGACAAUCAUGAACAGGGAAACCACACAGGCGGCAGCAACCAGCCCACUUCUCGGCCGGGGGGAGCCAUCGGAAGCGCUUCCCUGCUCCUCCUCCUCCUCCGCCUCUGCUGCGACGUUCCCGCUCGUACUGAGCACUUUCAUUGCUCUCUGGGGCUCCUACAUCUUCGGAAACGCUUUGGGCUACUCAUCGCCUGCGGAAAGCGGGAUCAUUGAGGACUUGGGACUCUCUCUCGCAGAGUACUCGCUGUUUGGUUCGAUCUUGUCGAUUGGAGCCAUUGUGGGUGCACUCUUGAGUGGAAGGAUUGCAGAUUUCGUCGGUCGCAGAGGUGCUAUGUGGGUUUCUGAUGUCAUCUGCAUCUUUGGGUGGCUUUUAAUUGGAUUCGCGCAGGAUGCUUUAUGGCUGGAUUGCGGGAGAGCAUUGUUGGGAUGUGGAAUUGGCCUACUUACUUACGCGGUACCUGUAUAUAUUGCAGAGAUAACACCAAAAAAUCUCAGGGGAGGAUUUACGGCACUUCAUGAGUUUGUGAUAGGUUGCAGCAGUUCAAUUGCAUAUCUAGUUGGAUCAAUUAUCAACUGGCGUGUAUUUGCACUGACAGGACUGAUUCCUUGUCUCAUACAGUUUCUCGGACUCCUCUUUAUCCCUGAGUCUCCAAGGUGGCUGGUAAAAAAUGGUCGGGAUAUGGCGUUUGAAGCUUCUCUACAACAGCUGAGGGGGAAGAAUGUAGAUAUUUCUCAGGAGGCAUCUGAAAUUAGAGACUACACAAUCUACCUCGAAUGGGUAACCCAGAAAGGAUUUCUCGACAUGUUUCAGCAGAAAUAUGCACGUUGUCUCAUUGUGGGAAUCGGUUUGAUGGUGUUUCAACAGUUUGGUGGGAUGAAGGGGGUCUUGUUCUACACAGCAUCAAUUUUUGAAUCUGCCGGUUUUCCUAGUCGAGAAGGGACUGUAUUAGCUGGAAUAACCAAGAUCAUAACAAGUGCAUUAGGGGUGCUGCUACUGACUAUAUAUGGAAGACGUCCCCUUCUACUGUUUUCUGCUGCUGGGGCAUGGCUGGGUGCUUUGAUCACUGCCUUAUCAUUCUUAUUCUGUGACAUUCAUUUAUGGAAGGAGCUAAGUUCGGUCUCUUUCCUUGUUGGGAUCUCGGUGUUCAUAGGGGCUUACGAGCUAGGCCUUGGCAGCAUACCUUGGAUUAUAAUGUCAGAGAUAUACCCUGUAAACAUCAAAGGUUCGGCUGGGAGUCUGUCGAAUCUGGUCAGCUGGUUCGGUUCUUGGGCAGUUUCAUAUUCAUUCAACUAUCUCUUCGAAUGGAGUUCUGCAGGGAUUUUCUUCAUUUAUUCAUGCAUAUGUGGCUUGGCCGUCCUGUUUAUCGCAAAACUUGUACCGGAGACAAGGGGACGAACACUGGAAGAAAUACAAAUCUCGAUUACAGAACAAGAAGGGUAAUGAGACAAACUGGUGUUGUCUUCAAUUUGCAGAGAGCAGAUUAUGAUUAAUUGGUUGGACAAAAAGAGGAAGGAAGAGCCUGACCGUAAAAGCAAUGCAAGUUAUGUAAGGCGUCGUCAAUCUAUUGGCCGACAUUAAUCAAUAUUUGGAUGUCGGCUUGCUCGGGAUACAAAGUGUGUCUAGUGAGUUUAGACCAUUGGCAGUGCAAUUUACUGAUUUCAUCGUCUCAUUGUUCAAGUUAGAUAAGUUUUCCUUUUGGCCACAAAAUUAUGUAAUUUUUUUAUAAUGUAAUUUUACCAAAAGAAUAAUACAAAAGAAAACUGUUCACGAGUAAUGUAAUCAUGAAUUUGCUUUU